Trichechus manatus latirostris (Florida manatee) is the source of this 4992-nucleotide messenger RNA. It is a transcript of the gene SHROOM4, whose product is annotated as shroom family member 4. Gene Ontology annotation, molecular function: actin filament binding. The record is from RefSeq and is a predicted model, not a curated record. Bases 1 to 4464 code for a protein of 1487 amino acids. The transcript has 9 exons. Gene Ontology annotation, cellular component: apical plasma membrane; adherens junction; apical junction complex. Gene Ontology annotation, biological process: actin filament organization. NCBI's taxonomy places the organism in Eukaryota, Metazoa, Chordata, Mammalia, Sirenia, Trichechidae.
AUGGAGAACCGGCCUGGGUCCUUCCAGUACAUCCCAGUGCAGCUGCAAGGGGGGGCCCCCUGGGGCUUCACCCUCAAGGGGGGUCUGGAACACUGCGAGCCGCUCACAGUGUCUAAGAUUGAAGAUGGAGGCAAGGCAGCCUUGUCCGAGAAGUUGAGGACUGGUGAUGAGCUGGUGAAUAUCAACGGCACUCCAUUGUAUGGCUCCCGCCAAGAGGCCCUCAUCCUCAUUAAAGGCUCCUUCCGGAUCCUCAAGCUGAUUGUCAGGAGGAGAAACACCCCUGUCAGUAGGCCACAUUCAUGGCACGUGGCCAAGCUAUUGGAGGGAUGCCCUGAAGCGGCCACCACCAUGCAUUUCCCUUCUGAAGCCUUCAGUUUGUCCUGGCAUUCAGGUUGCAACACAAGUGACGUGUGUGUGCAGUGGUGUCCACUCUCCCGGCACUGCAGCACUGAGAAAAGCAGCUCCAUUGGCAGCAUGGAGAGCCUGGAGCAACCAGGCCAAGCCAACUAUGAGGGCCACCUCUUGCCCAUUGACCAGAACAUGUACCCCAACCAGCGUGACUCAGCCUACAGCUCCUUCUCAGCCAGCUCAAAUGCCUCUGACUGUGCCCUUUCCCUCAGGCCAGAAGAGCCAGCCUCUGCAGACUGCAUCAUGCAAGGCGCAGGGCCAGCUAAGGCCCCCAACGGCCGGCUUAAUGUGGCUGAGAGCUGUAGCGGUGGCCGACACACUAACGGGUGCCACCCAACUGCCAGCUCCCAGAUGUCAUUCCGCCCACAGGAGGGCCACCACUCAGGGCCUGCCAAAGUGUCAAGGGGCCCACCACAACCUCCAGUGAGGCGAGACAGCCUUCAGGCCUCCAGAGCCCAACUCCUCAAUGGAGAGCAGUGCAGGGCUUCUGAGCCUGUAGACUCAUUACAACAGAAGGGGAAACGGAGCUCAGAGACCAUGCUGUCCCCAAGGAACACUAACAGGUUCUGCUGCCUCAGCAGACAAGACCAAGAGACGAGUGAGGGCCAUCAGAACUGUGAGCUCAGCCAGCCUCCUGACUCCAGCCAGCAGGGCUGUGAACAUCUACUGAUGGAGGCCUCGGCCAAAGCUGCUGGUUACCCAAAAACCUGUGGCAAGGCUUCCAGCACAGAUCGCAGCCCACUCAACAAGGCUUCAGCAGAGCAAACUAAGACUUCUUCUGUCAGCAACCCUCCACAUCUCACGAGGCCUGCAGAGCAUCGUCAUAGUGCCCCUGAACAGCUGUUGCAAUCCCACCUGCAGCAUGUGCACCUUGAUACUAGGGGCAGCAAUGGGAUGGGGCUCCCAUCUGAGCAGGAUGGGCACCAGUGGACUCUGUCCCCCUUACAUAGCAGCCACACAGGGAAGAAAAGUCCAUGUCCCCCUGCAGAAAGAGCCCAGGACCAGCUCAGCAAAGAGAGAAAAACCAGGCCAAUGGAUGAUAGGCCUUUGAGUUCAGGACACCAGAGCCCAAGCAGUUCUCCACAUGGAGAUGCUGAUGGACACCCUCCAGAAAGAGGUUUCCUGGACCCAAUCAGAGGAGGUAGUGAAUUGGCAAGCCAGCAGCCCUCUGCCUCUGGUCUCCCUGUUCAUCAAACCAGGGACUGUUCUUCAACCACUAAAGUAGCCAGUGGCACAGAGGCAAUUGAAGAAGUGGGCACUGAGCCCAAGGAGUGUGGCCGAAUGGGUGGUAAGCGAAAUGGAGGGACCCGGGGCCGCUCCAUCCAAAACCGGCGGAAGAGUGAGCGUUUUGCUACCAAUCUACGUAAUGAAAUUCAGAGGAGGAAGGCCCAGCUCCAGAAAAGUAAGGGUCCCUUGUCACAGCUGUGUGACACUAAAGAGCCAGUGGAAGAGACUGAGGAGCCUCCAGAAAGUCUUCCACUUCCUAACUCUAAUGCAUCUCUUCUGUCUUCAUAUAAAAAACCACCUAGCCCCAGAGACAAGCUCUUCAACAAGAGCACGAUACUCAGGGCUAGGUCUUCAGAGUACCUUAGUCAAGCCCCUGAGAGCCAUGAAUCUAGACCAGACAUGGAGGGACGAAUAAGCCCUGGCCAGAGGUCUGGCCAGUCCUCUUGGGGCCUGAACACCUGGUGGCAAGCUAAACCAUCCUCUUCAGACUCUGAGAAAACAAGUGCUCACCAUGGAAUCCAUGGCGGUCAUUGGAGAUGGUCUCCAGAGCAUAACCUGCAGCCACACGUGGCACUAGCCAUGGAUGGCCCUUCCAACCCAGGUGACAACAAUGAAUUGAUGGCUUCUAUUGCCCAAGCUGAGGGGGAAGCCAUCCUCUUGCCCUUUGCAGACAGAAGAAAGUUCUUUGAAGAGAGUAGCAAAUCUUUAUCCAUGUCUCAUUUGCCAGGUUUAACCACUCAUAGCAAUAAGACUUUUACCCAGAGAACAAAAUCUGUAGACCAAAACUUCCAGCCAAUGAGCUCCAGCUAUAGAGACUUGAGACGCCAUCUCCUGGACCAAUCAUAUCAUUCCACAGACCAGUCAUAUCAUUCCGUGUCACCCCUUCAGUUAGAAACUCCAACUUACCUCGAAUGCUUUGCAAGCAAAGGCCUAGAACAAUCCGUGUGUCGUAAGCCACUACACUGUGGUGAUUUUGAUUACCACAGUACCUGCUCUUACUCCUGCAGUGUUCAGGGAGCUGUAGUCCAUGACCCUUGCAUAUAUUGUACUGGGGAAAUCUGUCCUUCCUUGCUAAAAAGAAAUAUGGUGCCAAACUGCUACAACUGCCGAUGCCACCACCACCAGUGCAUCCGGUGUUCAGCUUGCUAUCAUAAUCCUCAGCAUAGUACCCUUGAGGACAACAGCUUGGCACCCGGCAAUACUUGGAAACCCAGGAAGCCGGCAGUGCAGGAAUUUCCUGGGAACAAAUGGAAACCAAUAACAGGAAACAGGAAGACCAGCCAGUCAGGGAGGGAAAAUGCUCAUUCCAAGGGUAACUUUUCAUGGGCAACCCCCUUUCAUCCUUGCCUCGAGAACCCAGCACUAAACUUGUCAAGCUACCGAGCAAUCUCUUCCCUUGACCUCCUUGGAGACUUCAAGCACUCCUCGAAAAAAACAGAGGAAACUUCAGUUUAUGAGGAGGGGAGCUCCAUUGCCUCCAUGCCACGCCCACUGCGCAGCCGGGCCUUCUCAGAGAGUCAUAUCAGCUUGGAACAACAGAGUUCUCGAGCCUGGGGUCAGAAUCGGAGAGAGCUCUUUGCCAAAGUUGAUGAGACCCAGCCGGAUCCUCUUGGAGCCAGGAAGAAGGCCUUUCCUCCUCCUCGCCCUCCCCCUCCCAACUGGGAGAAAUACAGGCUCCUCCGAGCUGCCCAGCAACAACAGGAGCAGCAGCAGCAGCCGCAGCAACGGCAAGAGGAAGAAGAGGAAGAAGAGGAGGAAGAAGAGGAAGAGGAGGCGGAGGAGGAGGAGGAGGAGGAACUGCCGCCCCAGUAUUUCAGUUCAGAAACCACUGGUUCCUCUGCCCUCAACACGGAGGAUGUCCUGGAGCAGCCACAACCCCUGGGCUUUGGUCACCUGGAGGUCUUGAGGCAGGGUUCACAAAGCCUCCCAGCAGAGCAAAAGUCCUUUGAUCUCCAUUCAAGCAAUUUCCUGCCCAGCCUACUUCCAAUAGGUGGCCACUUGGGGUCUCAACCUCAGCAAGCUCAGCCCCCUUGCUAUUAUGGCAUCAGUGGGCUUUGGAGGACAUCGGAGCAGCUGGCCCUGGACACUAAGUCUACCAACUCCCUCAAACAAGAAUUUCAGCACUUCACCCCUCCUCAGGGGGCCCCAGGGAUCCCAGCCUCUUACUCAACCUAUUACAAUAUUUCUGUGGCCAAGGCAGAGCUUCUGAACAAGUUGAAAGACCAGCCGGAGAUGGCAGAGAUUGGCCUGGGAGAGGAGGAAGUUGACCAUGAACUGGCUCAAAAAAAGAUACAGCUUAUUGAAAGCAUAGGCAGAAAACUCUCCAUCCUGCGGGAGGCUCAGCGAGGGCUGCUGGAGGAUAUCAAUGCCAAUUCCUCCCUUGGGGAGGAGGUGGAGGCCAACCUGAAAGCUGUCUGCAAAUCCAAUGAGUUUGAAAAAUACCGCUUGUUUAUUGGGGACCUGGAGAAAGUGGUCAACCUGCUGCUGUCACUCUCUGGACGACUGGCCCGGGUGGAGAAUGCUCUCAACAGCAUUGAUUCAGAGGCCAACCAGGAGAAGUUGGUGCUGAUAGAGAAGAAGCAGCAGCUGACGGGGCAGUUGGCAGAUGCCAAGGAGCUGAAGGAGCAUGUUGACCACCGGGAGAAGUUGGUGUUUGGCAUGGUCUCCUGCUACCUGCCUCAGGACCAGCUCCAAGAUUACCAGCAUUUCGUGAAGAUGAAAUCUGCCCUCAUCAUUGAGCAGCGAGAGCUGGAGGAGAAGAUCAAGCUCGGGGAAGAGCAGCUCAAAUGUCUCAGAGAGAGCCUACUCCUGGGGCCCAGCAAUUUCUAAUUCCACCAGCAGUUUGCCACAGCAUGCCUGCCCAGCCACAGUGGGAAGUGCUUUCAAUCUUCAUUAGCAAUUUGUUAGCAAUUAGAUAACAGUUAGUUAGCAGUUUGUUCCAUACUCUGUACCCUGGACUUCUCUUACUGCCCUUUACCUAGCAGUUCCCCUAACCAGCUAGGAGACCCUGGGGAGGCCCCAAGCUUCUCCCCAGGGGAGCUGCAACGAGUUGUAAUCACACCACCACACUCUCCUUCCCACAGUUUGCAUAGGCAAGCAUUCACUGUACACAGAACCAACAAAGUUCUACUGUGUACUAGGACACCAAAGAUGUUAUCUACUCACCACCCACGUACACUGUAAUCAGACUCUCAAGGCUCAGGAGCUAUCUGUGCAGCUCCACUCUGCCCCAGGGCUCUGUUUCCCACAGGGGUUUGGCUGCCUUGAGAGUAUUCACCUACCGUCAGUUUCAGGGCCUCACCUAAGCUUUUGUAGUGGGAAGCACAGAACUGGGAAUUGCACUUAACAGAAUGGUAG